CACUCCUUUAUCUCUCCCAACUACAAUAUAUCAUCAAAAUCUUAUUUAGCGUUUUCACAAUAUGGCUUCCAAGAAAAUGACGACUGUCUUGGCUCUCUACUUCACCUUCAACCUCGUCUUCCUAGGCUUCGCCUCGGCCAAGCCUGCGACGCCUCCCCAACAUCCGGUGUGUCCACUUACCCGGUCCGAACUCAACGUUUGCGUCAACAUACUUAGCCUCGUCACUGUUAUCCUCAACCCCCGAAAUGUGGCCGAGUGCUGCAACCUCUUGACUCGGGUUGGUGGUGCUGAGGCGGCUAAGUGUGCCUGUGACGCGGCUAAAAUCAGCGUUCUCGGCCUCCUUACCGUCAGAGUGAGACUCAAUCAGCUUCUCAGUCUCUGUCCUGCUGUACAAGUACCACUUGGUGGUCUCAUCUGCAACUAAUAAGUACACAACAUGCAUAAUCACUAAAAUAAGCAGACGCGUUCCGUAAUAUAUAUCGGUUCAUGGUGCAACUAUGUUUUUUUUUUUUAAAUAAAAUAACUAUGUAUUUAUCUUAUGUUUGAUAUAAAAUGGUGUUUCACCUGUUCGGUUGUUCCAGUGGACCAGUACUAUGUUCUUUAAGUAAGA
Molecule: messenger RNA, 610 nt
Organism: Eutrema salsugineum
Lineage: Eukaryota; Viridiplantae; Streptophyta; Magnoliopsida; Brassicales; Brassicaceae
Product: putative lipid-binding protein AIR1
Exons: 1
Coding region: 62-424 (120 amino acids)
Source: RefSeq, a predicted model, not a curated record